Molecule: messenger RNA, 724 nt
Organism: Durusdinium trenchii
Lineage: Eukaryota; Dinophyceae; Suessiales; Symbiodiniaceae
Source: the annotation of a GenBank genome assembly
CGCUUUUGUAUUGUUACAUCCUGUUUGAGGGCUCAGCGGUCGCGAUUGGCACAACGGCUCGUGCCCAUGGAAUGGCGCUGCCGAAAUGGCUUACGGCCCAUGCCAAGUUGGUUUAUGUCUCAAGGUCCUCCAAGAAGGAGAUGGACGUGGUGGUCAAGCGCAUCUCCAACUCACAAAAAACAGUGUGCAUUGUCUUCGCCAAAGAUGGCAAGACAGAGAUGCAGGUGCCCUUCGAUCAGAUUCUGAGCAAAUCUAAUCCUUUGAAGCUGCCGGACGUGUCAGCCGUUGAGGAUGAGAACGAGACGUUCUUCGAGGCGAUGGAAGGCUCUUGGUUUCAAAAGACGCAGAACCUGGACCCCAAGGUGGCCUUGGGCUCGGAGAAGGGGAAGUUCGCCUUCCAAGGUCCCACGGCUCCGCCGAUGAUGGAAGUCUUGAGUAGCCCGGAGCGAAGCCCGGAGCCGAGGAAGCCCAAGAAAAUGAAGGAAUCCAAAGAGGGGGGGCCCAAGACGAAGGCAAAGGACGAGUCGAAAGACAAGUCCGAGAAGCCCAGCAAGGCAUCCAAGAGUGGACGUGAGAAGGAAGAGUCAGGAAAGCGAAAGAAGGAAAAGGACCAGGAGGCUGGGAAAGAGGGCAAGAAGACCAAAAAGAGCAAAACAUGAAGGCGCAAGGAGAGCGGCCGCAAAGAAGGUGCUACCCUGAGCCAACAAAUGGAACCAGCCGCGAA